UCACACUUCUCCACAAUUGGUGCAAAUCAACGACUCUUUCUCUCUCUAUAUAUAUACACAUCUCACCCUCACUACAUCGCUGCGAUUUUAAAUAGCUGUUUUGUCCUCGUGGAUUUGCCGGCGAGGAAUUGAGGUCAGAACUAAAUUCAGAAUCAGCUAAACCUGGUUGUACUUCCUAGACGAGCUUGUAGUGAUGGAUACUCCUAAUAACAAUCAAAGUAAAGGGUUUUUUGCGGCCAUGACCUCUGGUUUGUCCAUGUUUGGCAACGCUAUGCACAGAUCCGUUAAUGGAUUACUUGGUUAUGAAGGGGUAGAAGUCAUUAAUCCAGAAGGUGGUAAAGAUGACGCAGAAGAAGAAGCUCAGAGAGGAAGAUGGAAGCAGGAGGAACGAGAUAGUUAUUGGAAUAUGAUGCAUAAAUACAUAGGCUCAGAUGUUACAUCUAUGGUGACACUCCCUGUCCUAAUUUUUGAGCCGAUGACCAUGAUUCAGAAAAUGGCAGAGUUGAUGGAGUACUCCUACUUGUUAGAUCAAGCAGAUAAAUGUGAAGAUCCUUACAUGCGUUUGGUGUAUGCUUCAUCAUGGGCUAUUUCUGUUUACUAUGCCUUUCAACGAACAUGGAAACCAUUUAAUCCCAUUCUUGGAGAAACUUAUGAAAUGGUUAAUCAUGGUGGCAUUACAUUUAUUGCGGAGCAGGUAAGUCAUCAUCCCCCUAUGAGUGCUGGCCAUGCUGAAAAUGAUCAUUUUACUUAUGAUGUAACAUCAAAGUUAAAAACUAAAUUUUUGGGAAACUCUCUUGACAUUUACCCAGUUGGAAGAACACGUGUGACUCUUAAAAGAGAUGGUGUGGUUUUAGAUCUAGUGCCACCUCCUACAAAGGUAAAUAAUCUAAUUUUCGGACGAACAUGGGUUGAUUCACCAGGGGAGAUGAUAAUGGCAAAUUUGACUACUGGAGACAAAGUUGUUCUAUAUUUCCAACCAUGCGGCUGGUUUGGUGCUGGUCGCUAUGAAGUGGAUGGAUAUGUUUAUAAUGCUGCUGAAGAGCCAAAAAUAUUGAUGACAGGGAAGUGGAAUGAGUCAUUGAGCUAUCAACCAUGUGAUAUGGAAGGAGAACCUCUUCCAGGCUCAGAAUUGAAAGAGGUCUGGCAUGUUGCUGAUGCACCAGCGAAUGAUAAAUUUCAGUAUACUUAUUUCGCACAUAAAAUUAACAGCUUUGAUACGGCUCCUAGGAAGUUGUUGGCAUCUGAUUCUCGACUGCGCCCUGAUAGACUAGCACUUGAGAAAGGUGAUCUAUCAAAAGCUGGUGCUGAAAAGAGCAGUCUGGAGGAAAGGCAGAGAGCUGAAAAAAGAGAACGCGAGGCUAAAGGCCAUAAAUUUAUACCAAGAUGGUUUGAUAUGACUGAUGAGAUUACACCUACUCCAUGGGGUGACUUGGAAGUGUACCAGUACAAUGGUAAAUAUGCUGAGCACAAGGCUCAUGUGGACAACUCAGACAACAUAGAAGAGGUUGAUGUCCAAUCAAUUGAAUUCAACCCUUGGCAGUAUGGUAACUGUUCUGCUGAAUGACGUCCUACUGUCUUCAUAUUUGCUUGGGUUUAUGCAGUUGGUUGUCUUUGGUAUCAUGUGGAAUCCAGCUGCUGUUUGUUCCUUAUGUACAUUAUAUUUCCAUUUCCACAAUCACUUUGCAAUUGAAUAUGAAACGUUCUAUCUUUCUUAUUUUCUUAGUUUUAUAAGGAGCUUUUUAGCCUUUUUCUGAUA
This is a messenger RNA of Manihot esculenta (cassava), 1756 nucleotides long. Its product is annotated as oxysterol-binding protein-related protein 3C. Gene Ontology annotation, molecular function: sterol binding. The record is from RefSeq and is a predicted model, not a curated record. Lineage: Eukaryota; Viridiplantae; Streptophyta; Magnoliopsida; Malpighiales; Euphorbiaceae. The coding region runs from base 194 to 1564 and encodes 456 amino acids. Gene Ontology annotation, cellular component: intracellular membrane-bounded organelle; cytosol; membrane. The transcript is spliced from 10 exons.